CCGCCCGCCCUUCCGGGAGGCUCGGAGGCACCGAGGCAGGGCCCGGGCAGCGCCGGGGCCGUGAGCGGCGGCGCAGCGGAGCCCGGCCCGGCUCGCGGGGCAGCCGGAGGAAGAUGAACCUGAAAUCGGAGCGCAGGGGGAUCCACGUGGACCAGUCGGAGCUGCUGUGCAAGAAGGGCUGUGGUUACUAUGGCAAUCCUGCCUGGCAGGGCUUUUGCUCCAAGUGCUGGAGGGAGGAAUACCACAAGGCCAGGCAGAAGCAGAUCCAGGAGGAUUGGGAGCUGGCAGAGCGGCUCCAGCGUGAGGAGGAGGAAGCCUAUGCCAGCAGCCAGAGCACCCAAGGGGCACAGUCCCUGACCUUCUCAAAGUUUGAGGAGAAGAAAACCAAUGAAAAAACAAGAAAGGUCACUACUGUGAAGAAGUUCUUCACUGCUUCCUCCAGAGCAGGAGCUAAGAAGGCAGCUGAAGAGAAAACCCCUAAGCAAGGACAGCUUGGGAGGGAGAGAAAUGCUGAUAACAUUCUCAGGGAUUUGAAGGAGAUUUUUACUCCCUCCUGGGAACUGUCUUCCCCUUCUGAAGCGUUGGCUGGCAAGCUGAAAGAGAUCCAGGAGGCCAAAGCUCCCAGUCCUUCCAUCCACAGGCAGGCCAGCAUUGAGACAGACAGAGUGUCCAAGGAGUUCAUAGAAUUCAUCAGGACAUACCAGAAGCCUGGCCAGGAUAUCUACAAGCAGUGCAAGCUCUUCUUGGACACCAUGAGUCAUAAAAGGGAUUUAAGCAUUGAGGAACAAUCUGAAUGUGCCCAGGAUUUCUACCAAAAUGUAGCAGACAGGCUGCAGACACGUUGGAAAGUGCCCCCUGAAAAAGUGGAGAAGGCAAUGGAUGAGGUUGAGAAAUACAUCAUGACUCGCCAGUAUAAAUAUGUUUUUUGCCCUGAGACAACUGAUGAUGAGAAGAAAGACCUUGCUGUCCAAAAGAGGAUCAGGGCUUUGCACUGGGUGACUCCCCAGAUGCUGUGUGUUCCUGUCAGUGAGGAAAUCCCAGAAGUCUCUGACAUGGUUGUGAAGGCAAUUACAGACAUCAUCGAGAUGGACUCCAAGCGUGUCCCUCGGGAUAAACUGGCCUGCAUCACCAAAUGCAGCAAGCAUAUCUUCAAUGCUAUCAAAAUCACCAAAAAUGAGCCAGCCUCUGCUGAUGAUUUCCUGCCCACCCUGAUUUACAUCGUGCUGAAGGGGAACCCCCCACGCCUGCAGUCCAACAUCCAGUACAUCACUCGCUUCUGCAACCCCAGCAGGCUGAUGACUGGGGAGGAUGGAUAUUAUUUUACCAACCUGUGCUGUGCUGUGGCCUUCAUUGAAAAACUGGAUGCUCAGUCUUUAAAUCUGAGCCAGGAAGAUUUUGAUCAUUUCAUGACGGGCCAGACCUCCCCAAAAAAGCAGGAUUCUGACAGUUUCUCCCCUGAUGUGUGCCUGGGGGUGAAGCAGAUGUGCAAAAGCUUAGAUCUCCUCUCUCAGUUGAAUGAGAGACAGGAAAGAAUUGUCAGUGAAGCCAAGAAGCUGGAGAAAGACCUCAUUGAUUGGACUGAUGGCAUCACCAAGGAGGUGGAGGAUAUUGUGGAGAAAUAUCCUUUAGAAAUCAAACCAAAAAGUCAAGCCUUAGCAGCCAUUGACUCUGAAAACGUGGAGAAUGACAAGCUGCCCCCACCACUGCAGCCUCAGGUUUAUGCAGGAUAAUUAUCCUCAGUCAGUUGGGAAAGGAAGGAAAUUUAAGGCUUAAAAAAAAAAAAAAAA
Messenger RNA from Lonchura striata (white-rumped munia), 1787 nucleotides. RefSeq names its product RAB guanine nucleotide exchange factor 1 (gene RABGEF1). The record is from RefSeq and is a predicted model, not a curated record. Gene Ontology annotation, molecular function: small GTPase binding; DNA binding; guanyl-nucleotide exchange factor activity. Gene Ontology annotation, cellular component: cytosol; endocytic vesicle. Lineage: Eukaryota; Metazoa; Chordata; Aves; Passeriformes; Estrildidae. Gene Ontology annotation, biological process: vesicle-mediated transport.